Molecule: messenger RNA, 1342 nt
Organism: Hordeum vulgare subsp. vulgare (domesticated barley)
Lineage: Eukaryota; Viridiplantae; Streptophyta; Magnoliopsida; Poales; Poaceae
Exons: 1
Coding region: 26-1147 (373 amino acids)
Source: RefSeq, a predicted model, not a curated record
CAACCCUAGAAUUCCGGUCCCUGCCAUGGCGGCGGCGGCCGACCUCCACCAAGAAAUUCUCGCCCGUAUCUUCCUGCUGCUGUCGUGCAUCGCGGACCGCGUCAGGGUGUCCGCCGUCAACAGCCAUUGGCGAAAGGCCGCGCUGCUGAAUCCGUCCCCUCUGCCAUGGCUCCUCAGGCCGUCCGGCGCCCGGAUCGCGAGCUAUCGGAUCUUGGGCGGCUUCGCCGAUCCGCGCCCGCUCCUCUCCGACGAGGGCCGUGGGCCGCGCUUCUGCGGGUCCGCUCCGGGCGGCUGGUUCGUUGUUUCAUGCCGGCAGCAUCAGUGGCGAGGCCACGCCCUGCUUAACCUCCGCACCGGCGAGCGCGUCGCCCUGCCGGACCGGGUGCGUAUUCCCCUCGACUCCGGCGUCAUCACGUGCCCCAUGAUGAUCCGCGCAGCCGUCAUGUCCGCCGCGCCACCGUCUGCCGCCUGCUUCGUCGCCGCCGUAACUUCCAGCCAGACCAACCUGGCGUUCUGGCGCCCGGGCAUGGACUGCUGGUUGUCGGCGCCCGUGGGGAUGGGGCCGGCUCGGCGCACCGCCGAAGACAUCACUUACCACGACGGCUGGUUCUGCACCGUCGACUCAGAUGAUGACCUCGUCUGCUACAAGCCCGAGAUCGCCCCUGCUGGAGCUGGAGACGGCGCCUCUUCGCUUACCAUUCGACAUCACGCCUACGAAUUCGAUGGUCUCCGAGGGGCACCCUGGGAGAUAGUCUCCCGGUAUCUCCUGCCCUCUGCCUCCGGCGCCGAUCUGCUCAUGGUGAAAAGGUACAUCGCGCCGGCGAGAGGCGGCACCUGCCGGUUCCAGGUCUUCAGGCUGCAGGAGGGACUCCCACCUUCAUGGCGCGUUUACAAGAUGACCGGGCAGCUGCUGUUCGUCGGCCGGGCCUGCUCCAAGGCCUUCGACACGGGGAACGCAGGCAGCCCGGGCUACAUCUACUUCCUCGACGACGUCUACCAUGGCGGUCCGCACAGAGUCCUCCAGCAGAACGAGUAUCCCUGCGCCGACGCCGGCGCGUGGAGUUACUCAGUCUGCCACAAGAUCGAGCGCUGCCUGCCAUUGGCGCCCCCCUCGGACACCUCGCCGUGCAUUUGGUACCACCAUUAAUGAAUUGAGCAGUAUACCCAGCAGGCUCGGUUUGAGGCUUCACAUUCGUCGUUCGUCAUUCGUAUUUGCUCCUGGUCAAUGUGUUUCUUUGUUGUUGUAGUCGUGGAUGGUUGUUGUUGUAAUAUGCGAAACUGAAUGUUCCAUAUCCAGUUUGCUGUAUGUGUGUUCCAAAUUUGAAGGCUUUUUUCGAACUCA